CAUGAUCAAAUCCUUCCCCACCGCCCCUCCCCUCCCCCUCCCCUCCCCCACCCGCCCCUCCGCCUCACCCGCCGCUCCUUCCUCUUCUCCACCGCCACCGCCACCACCGCCGCCACCUCCCUCGCCCUCCCGGCCGCCUCCCUUCCAUUGCCGCAGCCGCCGCUCGACACCACCAUCACCGACCGCGUGUUCAUGGACUUCGCCAUCUGCCCCAACUACUUCCGCCCCGACCGCGCCAUCUCCGACGACCUCUCCACCCUCUGCGCCGACUCCGUCCCCCUCGGCCGCCUCGUCCUCGGCCUCUACGGCCACCUCGUCCCCCUCACCGUCGCCAACUUCAAGUCCAUGUGCACCGCCCCCGGCACCUCCUACCGCAACACCCUCGUCAACAGGAUCUUCCCCGGCCAGUACUUCCUCGCCGGCCGCCAGGGCCGGCGGGACAAGGGCGAGGUGCGGCCGCCGCUGUCGGAGCUGACCCGCAACACCGAGACGGUGGACUCGCGGGCCUUCCUCCUGCGCCACUCGAGGGCCGGCGUGGUCUCGCUGUCCCUGUCGGAGAACGACGAUGACGAGAAGAUCAAGAUGGACCCCGAGUACAGGAACGUGGAGUUCUUGAUCACCACAGGCCCUGGUCCGUGUCCCCAGUUGGAUAGCAAGAACAUCGUGUUCGGGACGGUGCUUGAAGGCUUGGAUGUCAUAACAGCAAUCGCUUCCAUUCCUACGUACAAACCCUCCGAGAAUAUCCGCCAAUUCAAUGACUUGGCUGAGUUUUUUGGGGACGAAAGAGCACAAAAUGCCCGUGCAAUGUGGAAUAAGCCUCUCAAGACUGUUUACAUCAGUGACUGCGGAGAGAUCAAAGUGUCGAAGCCUACCCUGACUCCUAGUUUACCUUAAUUCUAUCAGCAAAUAGAAUCAGGUUGUAUGUUCGUUGUACAUCCCAUACGCUGUUGGGCUCGAUGUGAAAUUUUUUCCAAAAUUUUGUACUCGGAGAAGAGUGGCAGUGAGAAAACCGAAAGGAAUUCUUGUCACUUGUAUUACCUCGUGAUAUGCAGCAAGCGAAGUGAUUGCUACAUGUAGUAUCAAUCAGUAGGGAGCUUCAGUUUCACUGUAUUCGAUCAGCAUAUGCUGGGAGCCACCGGAGCACCAGUUCUGUAGCCGGUCACCGUGUUUCAACCAGCCAAACGUGUAAGCAAGCAUCAAACUAUGGAAACUUGAUUUCAUCA
This is a messenger RNA of Eucalyptus grandis, 1223 nucleotides long. RefSeq names its product peptidyl-prolyl cis-trans isomerase CYP28, chloroplastic. Gene Ontology annotation, biological process: protein peptidyl-prolyl isomerization. The transcript has 2 exons. The annotation marks the transcript as partial. NCBI's taxonomy places the organism in Eukaryota, Viridiplantae, Streptophyta, Magnoliopsida, Myrtales, Myrtaceae. The record is from RefSeq and is a predicted model, not a curated record. Gene Ontology annotation, cellular component: chloroplast. Gene Ontology annotation, molecular function: peptidyl-prolyl cis-trans isomerase activity.